This is a messenger RNA of Cuscuta epithymum, 2526 nucleotides long. NCBI's taxonomy places the organism in Eukaryota, Viridiplantae, Streptophyta, Magnoliopsida, Solanales, Convolvulaceae. The record is from the annotation of a GenBank genome assembly.
CCAAAUUCGGCUCCGAAAAUAAGGUACGAGAUAUUUUGAGCGUUUUAUUAUGGAUAAAUCAUCAUCGGACACCAUGAUUGCGCUCACUUCCACAAAUUACAAUAUGUGGAAGCCUCGGAUGGAGGAUUUGCUAAAUUUGAGGGAUUUAGCUGAUCCUCUUGAUAAUAAUGGCGUGAAACCGGAUAAAAAGACGGAUGAAGAAUGGACAAAAAUGAAUAGAAAAACUGUCGCACAAAUUCGGCAGUGGAUCGAUCAUAGUGUGUUCCACCAUGUUGCGCAAGAACAAAGUGCUUACACACUAUGGGAGAAGCUUGGUAGCAUGUAUCAAGCAAAAACCGCCCGAAAUAAGACAUUACUAAUGAGGAGAUUAGUAAACCACAAGUUACGAGGAGGUAUUUCGGUGUCAGAACACACCAGUCAAUUCCAGGAUCUUGUGAAUCAGUUGAGCACCACCGGAUGGGUUCUCAAAGAUGAAGAGCAGGCGAUACUACUCUUGAGCUCUCUACCUGACAGCUGGGAGACUCUUGUUGUCACUCUCAGCAAUUCUGCUCCCAAUGGCAAAGUGACUAUGCAGAUGGUCACAGAUGCCCUUAUGAACGAAGAAGCCCGAAGAAAAGAAGCCGGGACUGAACAAUCAUAUGCCUUCGUGUCAGAAACCAGCAGACGAGGGGGAGGCAGAAAUGGAGGAAGAAGUCGAGGUCGAGGUAGAGGCCAAGGUCAAAACAGAGGAAACUCUCAAGUUCGUGGCAGAUCACAAGAGAGAGGUAUGUCCUAUGAAAACAAUAAUUGGUUUGAAGGAUAUUGCAAUUAUUGUAGUAAUUAUGGGCACAGAAAAAGAGAUUGUAGAAAGUUUCUACGAGAGCAGCCACAAACGAGUCAAAAUACUAGCCAAGAAGAUGGUGAGACCAUGGUUAGUUUGUCAUCAGACGUGUGUCUUGUUACACAUGGUGAACAAGAAUGUUUACACGUAGGUACUCAUGAUGUUGAGUGGGUGAUUGAUACAGCUGCAUCAUUUCACGCCACUCCACACCAGAAUUUAUUCACAUCUUAUAAGUCCGGGGACUUUGGAGCUGUGAAGAUGGGAAACACCAGUUUCUCGAAGAUUGUUGGCAUUGGUGAUGUGCACAUAACAACCAAUGUCGGAUGCGCACUUGUGUUGAAAGAUGUUCGACAUGUUCCGGAUCUUAGAUUGAAUCUUAUCUCUGGUACAGCUCUGGAUCAGCAAGGAUAUCUUAACCGAUUCAAAGAAGGUACGUGGAAGUUAUCUAAAGGUUCCUUGGUUGUUGCAAGAGGCCAUAUUUGUGGUACUCUUUAUAAAACUCAUGCAAAGUUGUGUCAUCCAAGUCUUAAUGCUGUUGAAGAAGAGAUAUCACCAACCUUGUGGCACCGAAGGCUAGGCCACUUGAGCGUGAAGGGAUUGACAACUCUUGCAAAGAAGGAAGUCAUUUCCAUGGGCAAAGGUGUUGCCCUAGAUCCAUGCGAGCACUGUCUAUUCGGGAAACAACAUAAGGUUUCCUUCAGUUCUACCAGGAAGAACCAUUCAGAGUUACUCAGUCUUGUACACUCUGAUGUAUGCGGACCCAUUGAAGAGGAGUCACUUGGAGGAAGCAGAUAUUUCGUGACAUUCAUUGAUGAUGCAUCACGAAAGGUAUGGGCUUAUUGUUUGAAGAGUAAGGAUCAAGUGUUUGAUCGCUUUAAAUUAUUUCAUGCCAUGGUAGAAAGAGAAACAGGGAAGAAGCUGAAGUGCCUGCGUUCAGACAAUGGAGGAGAGUACACUUCUCGGGAGUUCUCAGCAUAUUGCGCGGCAUAUGGAAUCAGACAUGAGAAGACGGUUCCACGAACUCCACAGCACAAUGGUGUAGCCGAAAGAAUGAAUCGGACCAUUAUGGAGAAAGUUCGCUGCAUGCUGAGUAUGGCUAAACUACCUAAGCCAUUCUGGGGUGAAGCUUUGCUGACAGCUUGUUAUCUUAUAAACAGGUCACCUUCUGUUCCUUUAAACUUUGAAGUGCCAGAGAAGAAAUGGUCAAGAAGAGAUGUUUCUUACUCUCACUUAAAAGUGUUCGGGUGCAAGGCAUUUGCACAUGUGUCCAAGGAGUUGAGACAGAAGCUGGAUCUCAAGUCAAACCCAUGCAUCUUCAUCGGGUAUGGUGAUGAAGAAUUCGGAUACCGGUUGUGGGAUCCCGAAGUGAAGAAAGUUGUACGAAGCAAAGAUGUUGUAUUUCAUGAAAACGAGUUUCAUGGGUGUGUUCCAAUAAUCCGCCAACAACAUACUCCAGAAGACGAAGUGCCUGUAUCAUCAAACAUUCCUCUCAGCGACGAGGAGAUGCAUGAUACUACUGAACAAGAGAGUGAUGGUUCAGUAGGUGAUGAUGAUACUCACAGUGAUGAUAUUCCUCAGCAGGGGGAGCCUUCAUCUGAAGACGAAGCUGAAGGUAUUCAUGUUCGACGUUCUAUGCGAGGCAUAGUUCCACAGAGAAAGUAUUCCACAUCCGAAUGGAUACUUGUUAGCGAGGGGGAGCCUGCGAG